This is a messenger RNA of Hibiscus syriacus, 808 nucleotides long. RefSeq names its product dual specificity tyrosine-phosphorylation-regulated kinase 4-like. Gene Ontology annotation, biological process: peptidyl-serine phosphorylation; peptidyl-threonine phosphorylation. The transcript is spliced from 4 exons. Gene Ontology annotation, molecular function: ATP binding; protein serine/threonine kinase activity; protein tyrosine kinase activity. Lineage: Eukaryota; Viridiplantae; Streptophyta; Magnoliopsida; Malvales; Malvaceae. The record is from RefSeq and is a predicted model, not a curated record. Bases 1 to 588 code for a protein of 195 amino acids. Gene Ontology annotation, cellular component: cytoplasm.
AUGCGUUGGGGGUAUAUAUUUGGUUUUUUUUUACACUGUGAUCUGAAGCCAGAAAAUAUAGUAGUUAAAAGCUACAGUAGAUGUGAGGUGAAGGUCAUUAAUCUUGGGAGCAGUUGUUUUGAGACAGAUCACCUAUGCUCCUAUGUUCAAUUCAGGUCCUACCGUGCACCAGAGGUUAUCCUAGGACUUCCAUAUGACAAGAAAAUAGAUAUCUGGUCACUUGGUUGUAUCUUGGCAGAACUCUGUACUGGCAAUGUACUCUUCCAAAAUGAUUCACCUGCGACAUUGCUUGCACGAGUAAUUGGAAUAAUAGGUCCAAUCAAACAAGAUAUGCUUGCCAAAGGAUGGGAUACAUACAAAUACUUCACGAAGAAUCACAUGCUUUAUGAACGUAAUCAGGAGACUAAUCGACUGGAAUACCUGAUACCGAAGAAGACAUCCUUGAGGCAUCGGUUGCUUAUGGGAGACCAGGGUUUUGUUGAUUUUGUUGCUCAUUUUCUUGAAGUGAACCCAAAGAAUCGUCCAUGUGCAGUAGAGGCUCUGAAGCACCCAUGGCUAUCAUACCCAUAUGAGCCCAUAUCAGCUUGAGGUUUGUUCGAUGAGACUUGCGGCGAUAGCUUCAGCUCCCUCGUAUUGAUCGGGGAAGGAGCUAUUUGUAUUACUGACUGGAAUUGAUGUUAUCCAUUUGUAAUGGAUCUCUCGAAGGAGCUAUUAUCCUCCCUUGACAUGCCUGCAAAAUGCAUUCAAAGGUGUUUGAUUUUGUUUGGUUAUAUGGUUUUAUAUAUAUAUUAUAAAUCAUUCUCCUUAC